AAAGUAAAAGAAAAAAAUAAUAAUAAUAGAGAUAUAAGUUUAGAGAACAAAAUUCGCAGCGCAAUCUUCGCCGGCUCCGGAGCCCAGAUCACGAAGUACCAGAACGACGGUACACAGAUACUCUACUCGUCUUUACAGUUUUGUUCUCACUCCGAUCGAAGUUUUCAGCUCUUAAAGUUUGUCAGAUUGCUCUGUUUUUCUGGGGAUCAAUUAGUGGGAAAAAAUGAGCUGCUUUAGCUGCUGUGAGGAAGAUGAAAUUCAGAAAGCAGCUGACAAUGGAGGCGGGUAUGCAGGAAAACAAAAUACAGGAAACAAUGGGGGUUAUCAUAAACCCGAAGCUGCACCAGCAGUCACUCAAGCUGUCAAAAUGCAACCAAUAUUAGUGCCUACCAUACCCUUCGAAGAACUGUCAGAAGUAACAGACAACUUUGGAAAUGAAGCUUUGAUAGGAGAGGGUUCAUAUGGGAGAGUAUACUAUGGGAUGCUUAAAAACGGGCAGCCUGCUGCGAUCAAGAAGUUAGAUGCAAGCAAACAGCCUGAUGAUGAGUUUUUAGCACAGGUCUCCAUGGUCUCGAGGCUGAAGCAUGGAAAUUUUGUUCAAUUGCUUGGUUAUUGCGUUGAUGGGAGUUCACGCAUACUAGUAUACGAGUAUGCUUCUAAUGGAUCACUUCAUGAUAUUCUUCAUGGAAGAAAAGGAGUGAAAGGAGCACAACCAGGUCCCGUUCUAUCAUGGGCACAACGUGUGAAAAUUGCUGUGGGGGCUGCUAGAGGACUCGAGUAUUUGCAUGAAAAGGCUGAGUCCCACAUUAUCCAUCGUGAUAUUAAGUCCAGCAAUGUACUCAUCUUUGAUGAUGAUGUUGCUAAAAUUGCUGACUUUGAUUUGUCCAAUCAAGCUCCUGAUAUGGCAGCACGUCUUCACUCUACCCGUGUUCUUGGAACUUUUGGCUAUCAUGCUCCUGAAUAUGCUAUGACUGGUCAAUUGAAUGCCAAGAGUGAUGUAUAUAGCUUUGGCGUAGUCUUGCUUGAACUUCUGACAGGGAGAAAACCUGUAGAUCCUACGCUUCCACGAGGACAACAAAGUCUAGUUACUUGGGCUAUUCCAAAGCUGAGUGAAGAUAAAGUUAGGCAGUGUGUCGAUGGAAGGCUUGGCGGAGACUACCCCCCAAAGGCGGUUGCAAAGUUAGCAGCUGUUGCUGCCUUGUGUGUGCAGUAUGAGGCAGAUUUCCGGCCAAACAUGAGCAUUGUUGUCAAAGCCCUCCAGCAUUUAUUAAAUGCCCGACCUGGGCCUACAGGUGAUGCAUCAAACUCGUAAGUUCUAUUCAUCUCAUUCACUGUAUCAAUUUGCAUACAAGCGUAUAAGAAGGAAAUUGUAUCUGAAGAAAGUAAAUUGUUUGGAUAUUUAAUACGUUUUCUAUUGAUUCACGUGUUAUAAGUCAUCUGUAUCAAAUCACGGCUCCCAUGUUUCAGUGUAUUCUAUUUUCUUUUUAGUAUCUGGUUAGUUCGUGGAAUCUAAUAUUGUUUAGUUGUAAGCAUUGCUAGAGGGGGAUAAUGUAUAUAAAGACCAUUCUGUAUCAGUUAAAUAAUAUUGAAUUUUCACUUCUGCUCUCUUUCUAAA
Molecule: messenger RNA, 1615 nt
Organism: Benincasa hispida (wax gourd)
Lineage: Eukaryota; Viridiplantae; Streptophyta; Magnoliopsida; Cucurbitales; Cucurbitaceae
Product: pto-interacting protein 1-like
Biological process (GO): protein phosphorylation
Molecular function (GO): ATP binding; protein kinase activity
Source: RefSeq, a predicted model, not a curated record